GCAGCGCGCUCGGUGGUCCCGCGGAUCUGUCUCUUGCUUCAACAGUGUUUGGACGGAACAGACCCGGGGACGCCCUACCAGCCUGCCUCCGGCCACCCUCAACUUUCUUUCCAGUCUCAACCUGCGGAGCGGAACCAACUCUUCAGCCCUUUCUCCCCCGGGACCAUCUAGUAUCCUUUUUGGGUCUUCACUUCUCACUGCCGACCAACCAUGAGCUCCCAGAUUCGUCAGAAUUACUCCUCCGACGUGGAGGCCGCCGUCAAUCGCCUGGUGAACCUGCAUCUGCGGGCCUCCUACACCUACCUCUCUCUGGGCUUCUAUUUCAGCCGCGACGAUGUGGCUCUGGAGGGCGUGGGCCACUUCUUCCGCGAGUUGUCGGAGGAGAAGCGCGAGGGCGCCGAACGCCUCCUGAAGAUGCAAAACCAGCGUGGCGGCCGCGCCCUCUUCCAGGACGUGCAGAAGCCUUCCCAGGAUGAGUGGGGUAAAACCCUGGAGGCCAUGGAAGCGGCUAUGGUCCUGGAGAAGAAUCUCAACCAGGCCCUGUUGGAUCUGCAUGCCUUGGGUUCUACCCGCUCGGAUCCCCAUCUCUGUGACUUCCUGGAGAGCCAUUUCCUGGACGAAGAGGUGAAACUGAUCAAGAAGAUGGGUGACCACCUGACCAACCUCCGCAGACUAGGAAGCCCCCAGCCUGGUCUGGGCGAGUAUCUCUUCGAGAGGCUGACCCUCAAACACGACUAGGCGCCGCUCAAACCCCUGUGGCCUUUGAGUCUCCAGUGGUGCCCCCUGGUAUCACGGGCUUGGCCUGAGUCCUCCUUGCUGCUCCCUGGGCAGCUUCUGAAGUGGACCAAAUAACCAAUAAAGCUUUUGCAACAACUGAA
Messenger RNA from Sorex fumeus (smoky shrew), 878 nucleotides. RefSeq names its product ferritin light chain (gene FTL). The transcript is spliced from 4 exons. The coding region runs from base 211 to 738 and encodes 175 amino acids. Gene Ontology annotation, cellular component: cytoplasm. Gene Ontology annotation, molecular function: ferrous iron binding; ferric iron binding. Lineage: Eukaryota; Metazoa; Chordata; Mammalia; Eulipotyphla; Soricidae. The record is from RefSeq and is a predicted model, not a curated record. Gene Ontology annotation, biological process: intracellular iron ion homeostasis; iron ion transport.